Vanrija pseudolonga is the source of this 654-nucleotide messenger RNA. RefSeq lists its product as uncharacterized. The record is from RefSeq and is a predicted model, not a curated record. NCBI's taxonomy places the organism in Eukaryota, Fungi, Basidiomycota, Tremellomycetes, Trichosporonales, Trichosporonaceae. The coding region runs from base 1 to 654 and encodes 217 amino acids. The transcript has 3 exons.
AUGGGGAUAUUCUUGGGCGUCUCGGAGUGGUGCCAAGGCGCAUUUCGCAGUGGACGGAGCGGCGCCGUGCCCAACGAGGUGACUGCGCCACUGCCACUCGCCAUUUCAACGCCGCCGGACAUGGCCACGCGACGCUUGGGCGCUGCCAGCGAAUCACUGGUCGAGGCGACCAGGCGGCGCAGUCAACAGCGCCGUGUCAUCACCCCCGCUGGUAAGCAGCGUUUGCGCCAAUGCGUUAGCGACGCGUACAGCCAGCGGGGUGGUUCAAGUGGGCACGUCAACCGGUACGCCGUGUUCGACGUUACCGGUGCAUUCACCUCCGGUAUGCGGCAUUCACUUUGCGCUUUCGCGACCGGCCCGCUACUAUCCUCGGAGGAGUUGGUCUGUGGGGUCAAGAGGUGGCAGGUGGCACGGGGUCUGGCGGAGUGGGAAUGUGGCGAGAACCCCCAAGUCAUUGGGAGCGGGUUGGGGAGGGGUGAGCGGAAUGAGGUUCGGGAGAGAGGGGUGGUAGGCUUGGUCGAACGGUUUGUUGGUGUUCUUCCGCAACUGCCCCGGCAUUGCAACAUUCACCACCCAACGCCUUCGCUAAGGCUUGACAGGAGGCAAGCAUCAUCAGGCUGCCACAGGAAGCGUCGUUAUGACGGCAAGAAGUGA